Molecule: messenger RNA, 2463 nt
Organism: Dichotomopilus funicola
Lineage: Eukaryota; Fungi; Ascomycota; Sordariomycetes; Sordariales; Chaetomiaceae
Product: P-loop containing nucleoside triphosphate hydrolase protein
Exons: 2
Coding region: 1-2463 (820 amino acids)
Biological process (GO): DNA replication initiation; mitotic DNA replication checkpoint signaling
Cellular component (GO): nuclear origin of replication recognition complex
Molecular function (GO): chromatin binding; ATP binding; ATP hydrolysis activity
Source: RefSeq, a predicted model, not a curated record
AUGGCCGGCACACCGGGACGCACUCGCAAACCGCGCAAGCUGCCCGGCGUCGUGCGAGACGACUCAGACGACGAACUCGGCACCGACGACCUGCCGUGGGAAUGGAUUUAUGAGAAGGGCAGCAGCGGAGAACCACCAGAACCAAAAGUCACAGGCGAAGAACCCGUGGAAGAGACCGGGCGGAAACGGAAGCGGACGGUAGCGGCAGCGGCGACUCCCAAGGUACAGAUCAUUGGGGCGCGCAUGGGCACCUUCGAGUGUUACCUGGGCGACACGAUGCUGCUCAAGGCAGAGGGGUCGGGUGAGGCGUGGGUGGGUAUAAUAUGCGAGUUUCAGGAUGAUGAGGAUGGGGAGAAGGCGGCGAAUUUUAUGUGGUUUUCGUCGGCGCAUGAGAUUCGGAAUCCUAAGAAGAGGACGGAUUUUCUCGAGAACGAGCUGUAUAUCACAGCAGCAUUCGACGUAAACCCUCUGGUCAGCAUCAACGGCAAGGCGCACGUCAUGUCCGAGGCCGAGUUCAUGGCCAAGUACCCAACCGGCCGAGUACCGCGCAAGUCGAGCGAGCACGGCAAGGUGUUUGUCUGCCGUAGGGGCUGCAACACGCGGACGUGCAGCUACACGGACGAGUUCAUCUGGGAGGACAUCUACAAGGGAUGGGAUGAUUUCGACAGCCUGCACGAUAUGGUCCAGCAGAACACCAAGGAGACGCGCAAGCGGCGGACGGCCAAGAGCGAGCCGGCAGACCAGGAUUACAAACACAAGGCAGGAGGUGAUGAUGAUGAUGGCGGUGGCGAUAACGCGCCCCGUACUCCGAAAAAAGCCCGUACCAAGGACGCCGUGACACCCACCAGCAAGCGCAGGACACCCGGCGGCGGCAAGCUAGUGACCCCGUCCUCGCAACGCCGCAUCCUCGUCAAGAAACACCUCGAGUUCACCCCGCUAGCCACGCGCGUGCUUUCACCACACCACGUCUUAGCCUCCCCUUACCAACUCGCCCGCAGCCAACUCCACGUCGCCUCGGUCCCGACCAGUCUCCCCUGCCGCGAAGCCGAGUUCAGCCUCGUGUACUCCCAUCUCGAAGCCGCCAUCACCGACGGCUCAGGCACCUGCAUCUACAUCUCCGGCACCCCCGGCACAGGCAAGACCGCCACAGUACGCGAAGUAGUUGCCCACCUCGACGCAGCUGUCCGCGCCGACGAGCUAGACGACUUCAUCUUCGUCGAGAUCAACGGCAUGAAGAUCACCGACCCGCACCAGUCCUACUCCCUACUUUGGGAAGCCCUCCGCGGGCAGCGCGUCAGCCCCGCGCAGGCACUCGACCUCCUAGAGCGCGAGUUCAGCCGUCCUUCCCCACGACGUGUCCCCUGCGUGGUGCUGAUGGACGAGCUGGACCAGCUGGUGACCAAGAACCAGGGGGUCAUGUACAACUUCUUCAACUGGCCGGGGCUGCGGCACAGCCGGUUGAUCGUGCUGGCCGUGGCCAACACCAUGGACUUACCGGAGCGCACGCUCAGCAACAAGAUCAGUUCGAGGCUGGGGCUGACGCGUAUCACGUUCCCCGGGUAUAAUCACGAGCAGCUGAUGCGUAUCGUGCAGAGCCGGCUGGAGGGCGUGCCGGGGGAUAUUGUCGACGGGGACGCGGUGCAGUUCGCCGCGCGCAAGGUGGCUGCGGUCAGUGGUGAUGCGCGUCGGGCGUUGGAUAUCUGUCGGCGUGCCGUCGAGCUGGCUGAGGCAGAUGCCAAAGCUGCCGAGGAUUUCAACGAAAACAACAACGAAACCGACGACCUGCCCAUCCCCGACACCCCCAGCAAAAAACACCGCGGCGCCAACAAACCCCCAACCCCCUCAAAACCAUCAUCCAUCAUACCCCCCAAAAAACCCUCCAAAAAACCCACCGGCCGCGUCACCAUCGAAACCAUCCGCCGCGCCAUCGCCGAAGCCACCAGCAACCCGCUCCAACAAUACCUGCGCGCCCUGCCCUUCGCCGCCCGCCUGCUUCUCGCCGCACUGCUGAUGCGCACCCAGCGCACGGGUCUCGCCGAAAGCACAUUUGGCGAUGUCCUUGACGAGAUGCAGCGUGCUGUCAAACUCGCUCGCGUAGGCGGAAGGGAUAGAGACAGUGGGAGUCGAGCGUUGGGGGUGUUGGAUGCUAAGGCUGUUAAUGCUAUCUCUACCGUUACCGCCACCGGGAUUGAUAAUGGGACCGGGACCGGGAAUGGAGCAGGAUUGAUGACUCUCCCGCGAGGCCGGCCAGCUAGUACCACGAGCGGGGGGGCCAACGCGCAUAUGAUCCGGCCGGCUGGAUUGAGCGCGGCAGCGGUUGAUUUGACGGGGGCUGGGAUUAUCAAUCUGGAGGCACACAAGGCGGAGCGGCCGAGCAAGAUGCGGCUGGCGGUGGGGGAUGAGGAGGUACGGUUGGCGUUUCGGGAUGAUCCGGAGAUUAAGGGGUUGGGCGUCAUUUUGUAG